AUGAACUUGAUAGAUGCAAAUUCUUUAGAAGAGACUCAAACUCUCUCAAGGAGGAAGUCGUUUCACUUGCCGCAGAUCGGAAAGCUAAGUCAAAGUAAGUCAACCAAGCGGAAAAAUUCUGCAGGAGCUGUCGACUCCUGCAAACACAGAGAUAAGUCCUUAGAAGAGGCUAAAGAGAUACUCAAGUUACCUGAACAAGUGGAUAGAAGGAAUCUACAAUCUGCCCAAGAUUUAGGGGUUCCAAAAUUUCUUGUUAAUAAAUGGCUUAAUGUACAAAAUCAGAAAUCGAAAUUCGUCCAGAAGUCAUGCCAAAUAGAUAACGCUGCUGAUGUCUCAGAAUAUUCUGUCACCAGUAAGACUAGCAAGAAUACUACGGCUCUUGAUAAUUACAGGAAAGAGUCUUGUUUUAACACGAGCGAGAAAAGUAUUAAUUGCCCAAAUCUUUUGUCUCCAUCGAGGCAAGCUCAGAAAUCAUUUUAUUUCUUGAAGAAGGAAGCUGAAGAUGCAAAACAUCUCACGUUGAACUCAUCCUCCUCAGACAGUGGAGACACUAGGGAAAAAAUUGAAAAUAUUUAUACGAAUGUAAUCACUCCUUCAGGGAAGGAAAAGAAAGAGGCAGAUGAGCAGGUAAAAAUUACCGCUGAGAAGCAAGAAACUCUUGAUGUUCUACCUCCUGAGAAAACUCCCAUGAAAAUUCAUAAAAAGAUCUUUCAGCUUGAAUUUUCAAGCGGAAGUCAGCCUCAUCAGAAAUUUUCACCACGAAAUGCCAAUCAGAUUCAUGAGAAGCCUAAAAAGUUGACUUAUGGAAUACUAAAGGAAAAGAAGAAGGUUCGGUCUUUGCCUUUAGAUGAACUUGUUGGGACUUCCAAGCCGAUUCUUCCCAUUUCAAAGAGCAAGUUCAAGCCCAAUGCUAAGGACAGGUGUAAGAAUGACAGUCUGUUACCCAGUGGGUCUUUUAAAGCUUCUGCGCUUUUUGGAGAAGAGAUUAAUGCUACCAAGACGCCUAAAAUCAAUCAGAGAUAUCUCAAUUAUCCUUUGCUUAAGAGCCCAGCAAAUUAUCAGUCAAUAAAGAGAAAGGCUCAGUUAGAACUAAAGCCGAAGAAAAAUAAGAUAUUCAGUCCAGUGAUUACCUGUAUGAAGAAGAGAAACUUGCUUGUUCCAAUUAAGCUAAAGUAUCAAGCCAAGGAGUCUGAGGAGAAGAGCAACUGUGCAAAUUUUAAAGUUGCUUUCUUAACUCCUUUCGAUGAGAAGAAUAACAAAAAUCUCAAAGAUACAUUUACUAAGAAGAGUAGAAGAAGGGACCUUAGUUCUUACCGUCCAGACCCUUUCAAAGGCAAGCUGUUGCCAGCCCAAAUGCCUCAGCAGUCCCACAGGAAGAACUUGAUCAAUAAGGCUCAUGGAAGUGAUCAAGGAAUGAAAACAGUGUCAUCUCCAAAGGUAUUCAACCCAACUUGGAAGAACCAAUUUCAUCCAAGUUAUAAACUAAAAAAAACCUCUCACCACACCCCAAAGAAGAAGCUAAAUCUAGCCCAUUCAGAUAAAUUCUCCUCUAGAGCCUUACCUAGUGAAGCUCUUCUUCUCAGGCACUAUUUUUCCGAAAUCUAGCUCUUCUUCUACCCUAAUCUCCCUCAAUUCUCCCUAAAAAUUCAUAAAAUUCCA
Molecule: messenger RNA, 1659 nt
Organism: Moneuplotes crassus
Lineage: Eukaryota; Ciliophora; Spirotrichea; Euplotida; Euplotidae
Source: the annotation of a GenBank genome assembly